Hippocampus comes (tiger tail seahorse) is the source of this 735-nucleotide messenger RNA. Its product is annotated as RING finger protein 208-like. Gene Ontology annotation, biological process: protein ubiquitination. The transcript has 3 exons. Gene Ontology annotation, molecular function: ubiquitin protein ligase activity. NCBI's taxonomy places the organism in Eukaryota, Metazoa, Chordata, Actinopteri, Syngnathiformes, Syngnathidae. Bases 233 to 664 code for a protein of 143 amino acids. The record is from RefSeq and is a predicted model, not a curated record.
UUUGAUAACGUAUUGAGUCCCGUCGCAGUGUUAAUGGUACUCUUCAAAAGACCGUUUACAACCUCGACUUCCCUGGAAGAGCGCUUGUCUGUGUCACGUGACAUAAACAAACAGUUGUGCCUCUAAAGCCAGUUUAAAAACCGCAGAAGCACUCAGAAAACCUCAGCCAACUCUCCACUACCUUCACAAGGCAACACCACUCUCAUCUUACAACUUGCCAAGUGUCGUCAGCAUGUCUCCAAAUGAAGAUCUGGAGUGUCCAGUGUGUUUCCACGACUACUCACGAAGUCAUCGGGUCCCACGCUUGCUGCACUGCAGUCACACCUUCUGCGCCCCUUGUUUGGAGAAACUGGCCAUCGCCGACAACGUGAUCCAAACAAUCUGCUGCCCUCUGUGUCGCUGUGUCACCACCUUUCAAGCCAGCCUGGCCUUGCCCGAGGCAUUGUGGGUAAACACCGAGAUCUGGGAUCGGAUACCGGAGAAAGAGCCAAAAAAGAAGGGCAUCAAGGGGGAAUCUGUGAAAAGUUUGAACAAGCAGCUCAUCAGGACAAUGUUCUCGGAUUCAAAUCACACUGCUUUCAAGUCCAAGCUACAUAAAGUGUUCAACUGUUUUGUGAUGGAUGACGGACUAUCUUGGGAGCCUGAUGCUUUUGUUGUCAUCUGACAUUCAUCUCAGUGCAACAUUCCACAUUGCGCACUCUGGGCACGCAUUCUAUACUUUGUAUCAAAGUUGUG